AUGGACUGCGCACCUCAAAUCACAAAUGCUGUUGAAACAGCCAUCCCCUUAUGCCAGAUCAUUUGGUGUGGCGUUCAUGUGUUGCGCGCUGUCAUGAGAAAGGCUGAAAAGUUUCAAGAUCGUUCCAACUUCGAAACUUUCUAUAACUUAAUGAAGUUAUUGGUCUUUGGUUCUGAAGAGGAAGAAAUUGAUCCUGAUGAAGUUUACAACAAUUUAGAAGAAAUUUUAAAUGAGGAACCUGCUGCCCGUGAAUACUUUGACCGACAGUGGCGCCAUCAUCUUGACAUGUGGAUGCUUCGCUAUAGAAAUGAAGGAGAUGGAACAAACAACAUCUCGGAAUCACAUUUCAAGGUUUUGAAGCACCAGUACUUCCCAGAAAGGCGAAAUCUUCGACUCGAUGAACUUGUCAUCGAGUUAUAUUCCAGUGUUGUUCCUUCAUUCCUGAUUAAGUUGCAAAUUAAAGGUCUGGAUUCAGAGAGAAGUGUUAAAGUUAUCAAAAAAGUCACAAGAGAUUUCGAAGAAAUGACACAAUUUAAAAAAGUCGAAUGCAUCAGUAUGCUUGAAGCUGUUCAGAAAGGUCUGAAAAAUGAUACACUUGAUCCCAACAUUGUUUACUCAACAUUAAAAAUAUUAUUGCAAAGAAAACAUUUGAUUUAA
Trichomonas vaginalis G3 is the source of this 657-nucleotide messenger RNA. Its product is annotated as MULE transposase domain-containing protein. The transcript has a single exon. The record is from RefSeq and is a predicted model, not a curated record. NCBI's taxonomy places the organism in Eukaryota, Parabasalia, Trichomonadida, Trichomonadidae. Bases 1 to 657 code for a protein of 218 amino acids.